Messenger RNA from Bombina bombina (fire-bellied toad), 4203 nucleotides. RefSeq names its product formin binding protein 1 (gene FNBP1). The record is from RefSeq and is a predicted model, not a curated record. Gene Ontology annotation, biological process: signal transduction; endocytosis. The transcript has 17 exons. Gene Ontology annotation, molecular function: protein binding. Lineage: Eukaryota; Metazoa; Chordata; Amphibia; Anura; Bombinatoridae. Bases 228 to 2099 code for a protein of 623 amino acids.
GCACGCGCGCGCGCUGCCGCCGGGAUUGUGUGAGGCGGCUGCAGUGUGAGUCCGAUUAGGGAUGUAAAUGUAAUACCGAGAUUUCUGGAAUCUGAGUGAGUCGCGCACCCGUGAUACCGAGACACCCAGAGCCGCGUACCCGUGAUACCCAGUGACUGAGAGAGCCAGGCAGAGAAUAUUACAUCUCUCGCUGUCACCAACUGGUUACUGAGGGGGCCCCGGGCACCAUGAGCUGGGGCACGGAGCUGUGGGAUCAGUUUGACAACUUAGAAAAACACACACAGUGGGGAAUUGAAGUAUUGGAAAAAUAUAUUAAAUUUGUAAAGGAACGAGCAGAAAUUGAAAUAAACUAUGCAAAACAACUGCGGAAUCUUUCCAAAAAGUAUCAAACCAAGAAGAAUUCCAAAGAAGAAGAAGAAUCAAAGUACACAUCAUGCAAAGCCUUCCAGACCACCCUAAAUGAAAUGAAUGACUACGCUGGGCAACAUGAGGUCAUUUCUGAGAACAUGACAUCACAAAUCACAGCAGAACUAACACGCUUCGUGCAGGAGCUUAAACAGGAGAGGAAAUCGAACUUCCAUGAAGGUCGCAAGGCGCAGCAGCACAUCGAGACAUGCUGGAAGCAGCUGGAGAGUAGCAAAAGAAGGUUUGAGCGUGAAUGUAAAGAAGCAGACAGAGCGCAGCAAUACUUUGAGAGGAUGGACGCUGAUAUUAAUGUGACAAAAGCAGAUGUUGAGAAAGCACGACAGCAAGCACAGAUACGUCACCAAAUGUCAGAUGACAGCAAAGGUGACUAUUCCUCUGUGUUACAGAAGUUUAACCGGGAGCAGCAUGAACAUUACUUCAGCCACAUCCCCAAUAUAUUUCAGAAACUGCAAGAUAUGGAAGAAAGGCGGAUAGGACGGAUGGGUGAGUCACUGAAAACGUACGCGGACAUAGACCGACAGGUGGUUCCUAUUAUUGGCAAAUGUCUUGAUGGGAUAACAAAAUCAGCAGAAUCUAUUGAUGAGAAACAAGACUCCCAGACUGUAAUAGAUUCCUUUAAAUCUGGCUUUGAACCCCCUGGAGAUGUAGACUUUGAAGAUUUCACUCAGUCCAUUAUGAAGCGCACGGUAUCAGAUAACAGUCUGUCCAAUGCAAAGACCGACGGAAAGUCCGAACCUAAAAUAUCUGGAAAAUCCCGUGGCAAACUCUGGCCGUUUAUCAAGAAAAACAAGCUUAUGUCCCUUCUAACAUCCCCUCAUCAGCCCCCUCCUCCUCCCCCUGCCUCUCCCUCUGCUGUUCCCAAUGGCCCCCAGUCUCCUAAGCAGCAAAAGGAACCCCUCUCCCAUCGCUUCAACGACUUCAUGACCUCCAAACCCAAAAUCCACUGCUUCAGAAGUCUAAAGCGUGGGCUUUCUCUGAAGUUGUGUUUUGGUUUCCACCAGGGGGCAACUCCAGAGGAUUUUAGCAACCUUCCUCCAGAACAAAGACGAAAGAAGCUGCAACAAAAGGUGGACGAAAUAAACAAAGAGAUCCAGAAGGAAAUUGACCAGAGAGAUGCCUUAACAAAGAUGAAAGAUGUGUAUACAAAGAACCCUCAGAUGGGAGACGCAGCCAGUGUGGCACAGAAGUUGAUAGAAAUUGGAAAUACCAUUGAAAAGCUGCGUAUUGAAGCUCAGAAAUUUGAGAGCUGGUUGGCGGAAGUGGAGGGCCGGCUUCCCGCCCGGAAUGACAGCUCGCGUAGACAAAGUGGGCUGUACGAGACUCAGAACACACCAACAGUAAAUAAUUGUGCACAGGACAGAGAGAGCAGCCCAGAUGGCAGUUACACGGAAGACCAAAGCCAGGAGACGGAGGUGAAGGUGACACCCACAGAGUUUGAUGAUGAUUUUGAUGAUGAGGAGACCCUUCCCACAAUAGGAACGUGCAAAGCCCUGUAUGCCUUUGACGGGGAAAAUGAAGGAACCAUCUCAGUAACAGAAGGCGAAGUGCUAAGUGUAAUCGAGGAGGAUAAAGGAGAUGGCUGGACACGAAUUCGCAGAAGUGAAGAAGAGGAGGGCUAUGUUCCAACAUCCUACAUUGAAGUUUAUUUGGACAGAAAUGCCAAAGAUUCCUAAAGGUGUUGUGCUGGUGCAAGGACUUCGGGGCGAGCUUGAUACAGGAGGAAAACACACCAUAUCACACACACACAAACAGUUCAAAACAAUUUUGCAGUUGGACUCUUUAUGCAGAAAAGAAGUUGCUAAUUCCACUUGUCUUGUCAAACAGGACACCCACAUCUGCAUUAAUAGUCACACUCCAGGGUUCUGACAGGCAGCUGAAAACCGGUUCAUGGGCUUCCUAGUAUACGUAGGUUGUGAGCAGGACGUUAUUUUCUGGUAACUGAGAUUACAGAACUCUGUGAAGCACUGGAUGGGAAUUGUUACCACCUUCAGCAAGCGAACAGAUCUCUGUAUUCUCAAACAUUCUUGCUCCAAUUAUAGACCACAACCUAAAAAACCUUUGUCCCAAGCUCAGCAGAACUUCUAGAUACUGUUGCCUCUUGCUGGUUCCAGCUCUAUCAGUAGUACAGACAAAAAAAUUAGAUAGAGGGUGAGAAUGUAUGUUUGCUUUUUCAUGCCUUUCCAUCUCUUCCUCACCUUUUCUCCAAUGCACUCUCCCUUUCACAUGACUCUUCCCAUAUUAACAACUUUUGUUUCGUCACUUACAGCUCUUUAAGUUGCCUGUCACACCUGAUCACUCUGUUCUGCCUGCAUGCUCGCCCUGUCUCCUUGCCUAUGCUCACCAAAGGGUCGCCCUAAAUUAUUUUAGGUUUCUUACCUUUCUGCUGCAUGAAUGCUAAAUGCAUCACCAUCUUCCAAUACAUAAUUGUUUUUAUUUAAAUGGUGGUUUGGGAAAAAGGGACCUCUCUGCAAAUCCAACAAAAAUCGGAGGAGGUGCUACUUUUUCUUGUUAUCAGAUGACUGUUGUUUUUUUCUGAAUCUGUACAGCCCAUAUACAAUUUCUGCCUUUGAAACAAUGGACUGAGCAAGGACACCACUCAGUGAAAACACAACACCAACUAACAUCUCGUUUGCCUCUCAGAUGAUUUAUCAGUGACACCUCUCCUAUAUGAGGGGGAUAACUGGAGUUGCACGCAUCCCUAAGGAUAUUACCGACGCUACGGGCAGCUCCUUAUUAAAACCACUAACACAAAUAGUUAACCAAUGUCAUCUUGGUUGGAAAACAAAAGUAACCAAACUUCUCAAAAGUUGGACUUGUAGCUCAUCCAGAUAUAAGGAACUAGUCUGGCCAUGUGCUUGCUGUCACAUUAGAGUUUAUCUGUUUUUUAUAACGUUCUGACCCUUUAUCUAGGGUGGAGCUUUGGCUUUUUCAUGUUUUUUUAAUUUUUUUUAUUUCACCUUUUAUGUAGUUGGAAGAUCUUGUGACACUGUUCUGUCAAGGGACCUCUUGCUUCAAAGAUGUUGCAUUGUGUUUAUGUGGCAAAACAAUACAGUUACCUAAAGCUUUGUGUAGAAUUAGUCUCGGUGGACAGUAUAUUAUUGUCAGCACUGGUGGAGCUUCCAAACCUACGUGACGUUUGCUCAUGUCACCGAACAAUGUUUAUUAAAUGAGCAAUGUAUUUCUUGUGGUUAUUUUACAACUGCCUCCUGCUAGCAAAAAUGUAAAAACAAUAUAACAUUUUCUGCUCUAAAAAGUAGAAUAUAAACACCACGUUCAUAAUCCUGCUGACAGUUCCCAGCAUCACCUAUAUUCUAUAGUAAUAUUAAUCUCCAUAAAUGUAAAUACAAGGGAUGGGGUUCCCUUGCCAAAGAUGUUACAUUCAGUAAUUAAAAUCAUUUAGUUUUUAAUCGUUUUUCUUUUUUUUGCUGCCCCCACUUUCUUUACUUAAAUUGUUAAAAAUUUUAAUAAGAAAAUAACUGCCAAAUUGUACAGCUCUAUUUUAAACUAAAAAAUGAUAUUGAGCACUUUGCUUCCCUUUCUGUUGUUUUGUGCUUGUUUUUAUUCACCCACAUGCUGAAGCAGUAAGCUCAGUGGAUUUGUUUUACUGUGCCAACAAACAUAUAAAGAUUGGCUUUGUGUUUCGAGAGAGAGGACACUUCUCGCUUACUAGAGGGGGACACAGACAAGCUUAGAGAACCAUAACCAUAAGCAUGAUACAGUUUGCCAUUCAGUUCUAAGAACUGCUGUACUGCUAGAAAUAAAACUUUUUAUGCCAAA